Molecule: messenger RNA, 1026 nt
Organism: Vigna angularis (adzuki bean)
Lineage: Eukaryota; Viridiplantae; Streptophyta; Magnoliopsida; Fabales; Fabaceae
Exons: 6
Coding region: 222-821 (199 amino acids)
Source: RefSeq, a predicted model, not a curated record
GUAAGGUAAAUGGCAGCUACUUUCUCAGUCAUCAUCUAUUUUAAUGGCCGAUGGUUCCGAAAAGUCUCCCCAAAUAAGAGUGGUUCAACAAGAGCAAUUCUCCAUUUUGUUUAUUUUGCCCAAAUUUUCCUUAAUAAUAACCUAACCCUCUUCUUCCUUCCGCCCUAUUCUAUAUCUCUACUUUUAUCUGGUCCUAGAACGAGGUUGCUUGUUUCGACGACAUGGCAGCGGUGUCCGAUCAGACCACUAGUAUAUGCACUCACUGUGAUCGGGCUAUCCCUUCUGCAAAUAUUGAUUUGCAUUAUGCUCAUUGCUCUCGGAACCUUGAAAGAUGCAAAAUUUGUUGCGAUAUGGUUCCGAAAACGCUUGCCGAGGAGCACUAUUUGAACACACAUGCCCCGGUUGCCUGUUCGCUGUGCAGUGAAACUAUGGAACGUGAUAUUUUAGAUAUUCAUAGAGAUGAAAAUUGUCCUAGAAGGAUGGUCACCUGUGAGUUCUGUGAGUUUCCCUUGCCAGCCAUUGAUCUGGUUGAGCAUCAGGAAGUAUGCGGGAAUCGAACAGAACUUUGUCACCUUUGUAACAAGUAUGUUAGACUGCGUGAAAGAUACAACCAUGAAGAUAGUUGCAACAGAAUUCAAGAGAAUUCUUCAAGGCCUUCAAGGUACGUGAGACCAGUUGAAAGAGACGAAGGUCCUCGAAGAAGGCCGCAGAAUGAUUUCCCAAGAAAGCGUGUUUUUUUCACAAUAGCAAUCACCGGUAUUGCUGUUAUUCUCGGGUCUAUUUUUUUCCAGAGAAAGACAGAUCUCAGCAAUUUGCAAUAACAGGGGAGAGAAUACGUGUUACUGUAAAUUUGCUUGAUCUGUAUAAUUUAUUUGCAUAUAACAGAAGCUCGAAUGAGAUAAUUAUGGGAUAUCCUUCACCUGCUGAUAAAACAGAUUGUCAUUGUCAUUGAAUUAUUAUUGUGGUAUUCUAUUUGAUAGUGAAAACUGCCAAGUAGCAAGAGAUAAAUGAGUCAUUCGUUACCAA